This is a messenger RNA of Porites lobata, 1247 nucleotides long. NCBI's taxonomy places the organism in Eukaryota, Metazoa, Cnidaria, Anthozoa, Scleractinia, Poritidae. The record is from the annotation of a GenBank genome assembly.
AUGGGUAAGAAAUCGGACAGCACACAGAUUAAUGGUUUAAAGACAGAAAAUUCUGGGCCUUUAUCUGAUCCCGAGAAAAUCGCUGAAUACUUGAAUAUUCACUUUACAAACGUUGGGCCGAAACGUGCAUCUGAAAUCCUUACGGUGGAUUGUGAUGUAAAUCCAGCGGAUUCCCAACAGCGCGUUAAUUCUUCUUUUGAACUGAAGGAAGUCACGAUCUCUGACGUGUUUAAAAAACUGCAGGAAGUAAACGUUGCAAAGGCGACUGGGUCAUGAUAACAUCCCAUACAAGAUUUUAAAAAUAGCGGCUCCAGUUAUUUCUUUAUCGUUAGCUGACCUUUUCAACCUCUCGAUUACUAUAAAUACUUUUCCAGAUGAAUGGAAAGUUGCAAACGUCUUUCCGCUAUUUAAAUCAGGUGAACGAAAUGAUCCAAAUAACUUUAGACCGAUUUCUGUCUUACCAACUAUAGCCAGAGUUUUUGAACGAUUAGUUUGUGAGCAGAUGUAUGCCUAUUUUGCGGAAAACAACCUUAUUCAGCCUCGUCAGUCUGGGUUUAGAUCUCUCCAUGCAACUGUAACUGCGCUUCUAGAUAUGACAAAUCAGUGGUGUCUUAAUAUUGAUAAAGGUAUGGUCAGUGGUGAUAUUUUUCUUGAUGUUAAGAAGGCAUUUGACACUGUUGACCAUGCUAUCUUGUUGAAAAAACUGUCUGACUAUGGGGUGCAGGGUCAAACCGCUUCUUGGUUCAAGUCUUACCUAAAAGACAGACAGCAAUUUUGCGUGGCAAACGGAUUGUCUCUGUAAAAAAUCGUAUCGUAUUUGGCGUUCCUUAGGGUUCUUUAUUAGGCCCAUUCUUGUUUCUUAUUUACAUUAAUGACUUACCAAAUUGGUUAGAUCAUAGUAUGGGAAGGUCAUUUGCAGAUGAUACAAAUUUAGCGUUCUCUGCCGUUGAUUUAUCAAUCCUUCAGACAGAAAUGAGCAACGACCUUAACAGAAUUUGUAAUUGGCUCAGCUCAAAUAAACUCACAUUGAAUAUUCUAAAAACAGAUUUUAUGGUGAUAGGUUCGCGGCAGAGAAUUGCAACAUUAGCUGCAUGGAAAUCUUUCAUUAAGUGUGAAUGGUUUAACGUUACAACAGGUCGAAAGUACAAAGUGUCUUGGUCUCACUAUCGACCAAUUUCUUACUUGGAGAAAUCAUUUACAAAGUGUCAGACAAAAGGUGGGGUGUGGCAUUAGAAUUCUUAAGAUGA